Molecule: messenger RNA, 1238 nt
Organism: Telopea speciosissima
Lineage: Eukaryota; Viridiplantae; Streptophyta; Magnoliopsida; Proteales; Proteaceae
Exons: 1
Coding region: 1-1194 (397 amino acids)
Source: RefSeq, a predicted model, not a curated record
AUGGGGCUCUCUAGGGAGAGUCCCUACAAACUUAUUAAGGGAGUGUCUCCUUCAUGGUCAAUGAAGAAAAAAAUGAAUAUUAGUACCACUAGAUCAAGUUCAAUAGGCAACAUAGGUAAUGCAAGAGGGAGGGCUGUCCAUAAACACGAAUCAGAGGUUGUCGGUGCCGACGAUGAUCAGUUGGAGAAUGCAAAAUUGGCUAAUGAGAGUGAUUGUUUGUGGUUAUCUUCAGAUUGUAAGUCUCCUUCAUUUAGUUUUGAUUACCAUAUUUCAUGGGAUGUUUGUGAACUUGAAUCAAAUUACUCUUCUCUUGACAAAUUGUACUCUUUAUUGUUAUCAAAAAAUUCUGAUCUUUCAUUGAAUAAACGAUCUCGUUUCUUUGAUGGGUCUAUUGUAAGUCCUAUAGAAGAAGCAUCUUUGGUUCUUGAAAGAACCUCAAAGGAAAAAGAAGGUGUUCAUCAGGUUUCUUUCUCUCAGAGUUUUUCUUCUCUGAUAGGGGAUUUGGAUGAAGCAGGUGUUCAGGUUUCUUUAUUGGAUCUUGAUAGGGAAGACUCAGAGUGGAUAUCAGAUGAAGUCCCUGGAUUAGAUUUUCUCCAAUCAGAUUUCCCCAGUCCAUCUUACAAGAUUAAUUGGAAUUCUAAAGUUGGAUUUGCCAACCAAGGAGGAGAAGUUGAUACUGAUGAACCUCUCUUCUGGCCAUUACAGAGGAAGUUGGAUUGGAAUGCUGAAAUAGCUUGGGAUUUUUGCAUUUCACCUCGUAAGAGUGGAAGGAAAAUUGGGUCUUGUGAAAGAUCUCAAACUAGAAGAUCAUCAAAUGGAUCAAGAUUAAAUGAGAGGAAAAUGAAUCUUAAAGAAGGAUUAUGUAAGAGAAACCUUGUGUUCAAUUCAAUAUCCAAAGUAGAAACUUCAAUGGAGUGCAAAAUAAGAGAUGGGAAAAAGAAUAUCAGAAGGAGCAAUACCAUGCCUGCAAGGUUGAGAAAGAUGACUCCAAAUAUGAAACAUAUGAAGGAAGAAACAAUAAGUGAUAAAGCUCAAACUGAGACAUUGAUGGAAGAUUUUAAGUUUUUAGAUCGAGUUUUCUUAUCAAUUAAUGAUGAACUCUCAAUUGAGACUUUGAUCGGCCUCAAUGAAUUUGAUGGUCAUGAGGGGGUCGAUUCAGAAUUUAACAAAGACCAGUUUUUGCUAGACGAGUAGCUCUCUAUGAGAAUCCAAGGGAAGGCCCUUUUGUUUUGAGAGAA